UGACGGAUAUUUUGGAGAAAAUUGUAUCAGCAUAUGUAAUAGAACAUGUAAAGGAUGCAACAAAACAAACGGCAUUUGUGACAAUGGAUGUUAUCCUGGUUGGAAAGGAGAAUUCUGUCAUGAAGUAUGUAAUGAUGGAUUUUACGGAGAUAAUUGCAGCAUGGUUUGUGGAAACUGUUUAUGGUCCGAACAAUGUCAGCCAAAUAACGGGACAUGUCAAAAUGGCUGUGAUGAAGGCUUUGAAGGGAUGUUGUGUAAUGAGACUUGCGAAAACGGAACAUUUGGACGAAACUGUGUCGAAACGUGCAAUAAUACAUGUAAAGGAUGUAACAGAACAAAUGGAAUUUGUGACAAUGGAUGUUAUCCUGGUUGGAAAGGAAAAUUCUGUCAUGAAGAAUGUGAUGAUGGAUUUUUUGGAGAACAAUGUAGCAUGAUUUGUGGACAAUGUAAGAACUCUGAGGAAUGUCACUCGGUCAAGGGAACGUGUUCAAGUGGUUGCUUCGCUGGAUAUGAAGGACAGUUUUGCAAUAAAUCAUGCAGCGACGGAUACUUUGGGCAAAAUUGUGUCAGCAAGUGUAAUGAUACAUGUAUAGGAUGUAACAGGACAGGUGGGCUUUGUGAUAAUGGAUGCUAUCCUGGCUGGAAAGGUGCUUACUGUCAUGAAGUUUGCAACGGAGGAUUCUAUGGAAGUAAUUGUAGUAUGCCUUGUGGAUACUGUGUAAACUUAGAACAAUGCCAGGCUAUUAAUGGGACAUGUAUGAAUGGUUGUGAUGAAGGAUAUGAAGGGACUUAUUGCAACAAAACCUGCGAAAACGGAACAUUUGGACACAACUGCCUGGAGACGUGCAACAGCACUUGUUAUGGCUGUAACAGAACAAAUGGUAAAUGUGAAACUGGGUGUCAUCCAGGAUGGAAAGGAGAUUAUUGUCAUGAAGAAUGUAAUGAUGGGUUCUUUGGCGAGUAUUGUAACAUGACUUGUGGUCAUUGCAAGAAGUCAGAGGAAUGUAGCCCAAUAAAUGGAACGUGUUUGGAUGGAUGUUCUGGGGGCUAUGAAGGGCAACUAUGUAACAAAACAUGCCGGAAUGGAUACUUUGGAGAAAACUGUGUGUACAGGUGUAAUGAUACAUGUAAACAAUGUGACAGAUUUAGUGGUGCAUGUGGAAGUAUAUGUCAUCCUGGUUGGAAAGGAGAAUUCUGUCAUGAGGAGUGCGAUGAGCAUCGGUAUGGAGAUGGUUGUAAUGAGACCUGUGGUAAAUGUGUGGACAGCGAACCUUGUCAUCACGUCAAUGGUUCCUGUGUUAAUGGCUGUGGAUCUGGAUAUCAUGGAAAUAAAUGUGAUAAAGUUUGUGAAUUUGGGUUUUACGGACCUAACUGUAAAAGUGCAUGCAGUACAUUUUGUAAAACAUCACGUGACUGUCAUCACGUGACUGGUGCCUGUAAAUUGGGCUGUAUAUCUGGAGUGAAGGGGAGUGAAUGUCUACAGGUCCAAGACUACCAAACAUACUUCUUUGGUGUUCUUGGUGCACUUUGCUUCACUCUCUUUGUAAUCCUGUUGUGUGUGCUCUACAAAAUAAUUCAAAGGAUAAAUCACCCGAGAACAAUGACAGAAAAAUCAUAUUUUGUCAGCGACUCUUCCAUUCCCCAAAAUGAAGAUGUGUCUUUGCUCAAAAAGGACGAUCAGCCAGUUUUAUUGAAUCAUGAGAAUCCAGUGAUGCUAAAAUUGGAAACACCUUCCAACUACUACACUAAGCUUUAG
This is a messenger RNA of Saccostrea echinata, 1756 nucleotides long. RefSeq names its product protein draper-like. Lineage: Eukaryota; Metazoa; Mollusca; Bivalvia; Ostreida; Ostreidae. The coding region runs from base 161 to 1756 and encodes 531 amino acids. The record is from RefSeq and is a predicted model, not a curated record. Gene Ontology annotation, molecular function: scavenger receptor activity. The transcript has 13 exons.